AUGGCGACCUUUUCACCAAUCCUGCGGCAGCUGGGCUGCUUAAGGUCUAUCGCGAAGCCCCAGUCAUUGGUGUCGCCCCAAAUCGCUCGCCGAUCCAUCACGACUGCGUACACUCCGAAACAAGAGCCCGUGCCUCUUCCGAGCAAACUGCCCAAGUCGUUCCUUUCUCAAAUACCUCCUCGCCAUCAGCCUACCAAUGGCCGCAAGAAGCUCAAAGUCUACCCUGCUCCGCCUUCAAGCCGCUCGGUUUGCAAAGACCCUGUGGCAGCAGUGACAGAAUCUCAAUUGGCAGCCCUUGAUCCAACUGGUGAACGCAAAGCACUUUUCGACUACAGAAGAAACCCACGCAGUGUGAAGGUCGGUGACAUUCUGCGCGUGACCUUCAAGAACGGGGACCCAUUCUCCGGAGUCUGUCUUAGCAUUCGUCUUCGCGGCAUUGACACUACGUUCUUGCUUCGUAAUGAGCUCACCAGGGUCGGUGUUGAGAUGUGGGUGAAGGUUUUCAGUCCCAACGUUGAGAGCGUGGAAAUUGUACAGAGGACAGAGAAGAGGAAGAGGAGAGCCAGGUUGUACUACAUGAGACACGAUAUGCGCAGCGUUGAGAACAUCGUCUCGAACUAUCUCCGACAAAAGUCUGCUCUUUCCGGCCAGAGAGGACAGGGAGGACGCGGUCGUGGACAGAAACGGCGCCGUUAA
Messenger RNA from Aspergillus bombycis, 696 nucleotides. Its product is annotated as mitochondrial 54S ribosomal protein bL19m. Gene Ontology annotation, molecular function: structural constituent of ribosome. The coding region runs from base 1 to 696 and encodes 231 amino acids. Gene Ontology annotation, biological process: translation. The record is from RefSeq and is a predicted model, not a curated record. Lineage: Eukaryota; Fungi; Ascomycota; Eurotiomycetes; Eurotiales; Aspergillaceae. The transcript is spliced from 3 exons. Gene Ontology annotation, cellular component: mitochondrial large ribosomal subunit; ribosome.